AUGGAUACCAAUGAUGAGUCUGAUGAAGACAAUCUUACAAGUUAUGAUAUUCAGCUCAGUAUUCAAGAGUCCAUUGAAGCCAGCAAGACCACAUGUUAUCCUGAAAGAUUCGUACCCCUAAGUGACCAAAACAGAAGAGUUGUGAAGGCCAUAAGACAAGGUCACAUUCUUGAGCUGCAGGACUAUGUGAAAUAUAAAUAUGCAUUGGAUGAAGCUGAUGAAAAAGGAUGGUUUCCAUUGCAUGAAGCUGUUGUUCAACCCAUUCAACAAAUACUUGAAAUUGUUCUGGAUGCAUCCUAUAAGACACUCUGGGAGUUCAAGACCCAUGAUGGAGAAACACCCUUGACUUUGGCAGUCAAAGCUGGUCUGGUGGAAAACGUAAGAACUUUACUAGAAAAGGGAGUGUGGCCCGACACCAACAAUGACAAAGGAGAGACGCCCCUUCUGAUUGCUAUAAAAAAGGGCUCCUACGACAUGGUAUCUGCUCUGAUUAAACACAACACUAGCCUUGACCAGCCCUGUGUCAAGCGAUGGUCGGCAAUGCAUGAAGCAGCCAAACAGGGUCGCGAAGACAUCAUAGCUCUGCUGCUAAGCCACGGAGGAAAUGUCCACCUGAGAGACGGAUUCGGAGUCACACCCUUAGGCGUUGCUGCCGAGUAUGGCCACUGCGAUGUGUUAGAGCAACUAAUCCACAAAGGUGGUGAUGUAUUUGCCUUGGCGGAUGAUGGAGCGUCAGUGUUGUUUGAGGCUGCAGGAGGGGGCAAUCCAGAUUGCAUUUCCCUCCUGCUGGAAUAUGGGGGAAGUGGAAAUGUACCUAACAGAGCGGGACAUCUCCCUAUACACCGAGCUGCCUACGAGGGACAUUAUCUUGCUCUGAAAUAUCUUAUCCCAGUAACAUCCAAAAAUGCAAUCCGCAAGAGUGGACUAACACCAAUUCACUCAGCAGCAGACGGACAAAAUGUACAGUGCCUACAACUGCUCAUUGAAAAUGGUUUUGAUGUCAACACUCUGCUUGCCGAUCACAUUUCCGAGAGCUAUGACGAUGGAAGGAAGACUGCGCUCUAUUUUGCCGUUUCUAAUAAUGAUAUCCUAUGCACAGAAGUCCUUCUGGCUGCAGGUGCAGACCCCAACCUAGAUCCCCUCAACUCCCUUCUCGUGGCAGUGAGGGCCAACAAUCAUGAAAUUGUCCGGCUGCUCCUCUCCCACGGAGCUGAUGUCAAUUGUUAUUUUAUGCACGUGAAUGACACUCGUUUCCCCAGUGCCAUUCAGUAUGCCCUAAAUGAUGAGGCAAUGCUCAGGCUAUUGCUGAACAAUGGCUACCAAGUGGAGAUGUGCUUUGACUGCACGCACGGGGACAUCUAUGGAAACUCUUUUGUGUGGUCAGAGAUAGAGGAAGAGGUACUGCCGGGAUGGACAUCUUCCGUCAUCAAAGAUAACCCGUUCUGUGAGUUUAUUACAGUUCCAUGGAUGAAACACUUGGUAGGCAGCGUCGUCCGCGUAUUACUAGAUUACAUGGAUUACGUUCCUCUGUGUGCCAAGCUGAAGUCUGCCCUAGAAGCACAGAGAGAAUGGCCAGAAAUCCGUCAAAUACUAGAGAAUCCUUGUUCGUUAAAGCAUUUGUGUCGGCUAAAAAUUCGAAGACUUCUGGGUCUCCAGCGCCUCUGCCAGCCAGCUUCCAUGGAGAAGCUUCGUCUACCACCAACUAUACAAAAAUAUAUAUUAUUUAAAGAGUAUGAUCUAUAUGGACAACAGUUGAAAUUGCCAUAACUGAAAAAUAAUAUUUCACAGUGUGAUUUUUUUUAACUUACUCCCUCAAGAAUGUCUUUGGAAUUAUCUCAUAUCCUUAAGUGUAUGUAAAUCCAUUGGCAAUUUUAUAGGUGGAUCACGUGUUCAAAGAGAACACCAUGUUUUACAUCUUAAGAGAUCUUUAAAUUGUGAUUUUUUUAAGAUAGUGAAUAUUUUGUAUUUGAAUUUCUAUUAUGUAUC
Messenger RNA from Loxodonta africana (African savanna elephant), 1986 nucleotides. RefSeq names its product ankyrin repeat and SOCS box containing 15 (gene ASB15). Lineage: Eukaryota; Metazoa; Chordata; Mammalia; Proboscidea; Elephantidae. The record is from RefSeq and is a predicted model, not a curated record. Bases 1 to 1767 code for a protein of 588 amino acids. The transcript has 9 exons. Gene Ontology annotation, molecular function: protein binding. Gene Ontology annotation, biological process: intracellular signal transduction. Gene Ontology annotation, cellular component: cytoplasm.